UUUCUGUUUGUUUAAGUUUUUUCACAGAUCAAUACCGAUCCUAACUUUGAAAAGAUCGAUAUGUGAUCGAUAGUGGUUAUCGAUUGGACUUCGUGGUUUCCAGAGACUCUGCGGGACCGGAGCGGGACUCCCGCUGCUCUCCGCGGGAGGGGGGCCACCGGAUGUGGGACCCGCCACCGUCGGACGGGCUCGCGGAAAUGAGGGGCUUUAACCAGCAGGCGGUGGCGCUCGUCUGAAUCCGUCCGUCUCUCUCCAGGAACCGCCUGGAGUUCGGCUGCACUUCACGGCCCCGACGUCCCGGAACGGUACCGAGCGGAUCCAGGACCCGGACUGAGCCCCCCCCAGGUCGGUGAUAUUGGCUGACGGACCGUGUAAACGGGGCCUGUAAAGGAGUCCGCCGUGGUCGUGUAGAGAGGAGCCCUCCCGCCCUCCAGGCUCCUCAGCCAUGGCUCUGCUGGCCAGCCUGAAGAGCCUGUUCAUCCUGCAGCUGCUGAUGGGCUUCGUGUUCGUGGUGAGCGGCCUCAUCAUCAACUUCAUCCAGCUGUGCACCUGCGUCCUCUGGCCAAUCAACCGCCAGCUGUACCGCAGGAUCAACUGCCGCCUGUCCUACUCCCUCUGGAGCCAGCUGGUGAUGCUGCUGGAGUGGUGGUCGGGCACAGACUGCACCCUCUACACCGACCAGGCCACGGUGGACAUGUUCGGCAAGGAGCACGUCAUCAUCAUCCUCAACCACAACUUUGAAAUCGACUUCCUGUGCGGCUGGACCAUGUGCGAGCGAUACGGCGUGCUGGGAAGCUCCAAGGUGCUGGCCAAGCACGAGCUGCUGAAGGUGCCGCUGAUCGGCUGGACCUGGUACUUCCUGGAAAUCGUCUUCUGCAAGAGGAGGUGGGAGGAGGACCGAGACACCGUCUUCAGUGGGCUGGGCCGACUGCGGGACUAUCCCGAGUUUAUGUGGUUCCUGCUGUACUGUGAAGGCACCCGCUUCACCGAGAAGAAGCAUCAGAUCAGCAUGCAGGUUGCAGAGAGCAAAGGCCUCCCCAAACUCAAAUACCACCUGCUGCCCCGGACCAAAGGCUUCACCACCACGCUGCGCUGCCUCAAAGGCACAGUGAAGGCCGUUUAUGACGUGACUCUGAACUUCAAGGACAAACAGACGCCCACCCUGCUGGGCAUCGUCAACGGCAAGAAGUACAAAGCUGACUUGAGUGUGAGGCGGUUCACCGUGGAGGAGAUACCAGAAGAUGAGGAGGAGUGUGCCAACUGGCUGCACAAGCUCUACCAGGAGAAGGACGCCUUACAGGAAAUCUACAACAAGGAAGGCAAGUUCCCCGGACCCACGGUGAUCCCGCCCCGCCGCCCGUGGACGCUCCUCAACUUCCUGUUCUGGGCCACGCUUCUGCUUUCGCCGCUCAUAAACUUUGCUUGUGGAGUGGUGGUCAGCGGCUCCCCGCUCCUCAUCAUCGGCUUCACCAUCUUCCUCAUCAUAGCCUCCGUCGCCAUCCGCCGUCUCAUCGGGGUCACCGAGGUGAAGAAGACCGGCUCCAGCUACGGCGACCAGCAGGCCAAGAAACAAAACUAAACUGUGUGACCCCCCCGCCCCUCCCCUCUGCUAAUGUAUGGCUGUGUCAGUACAGCUGGCCUUGGCUCUCCAGAAUCAGGUCACUUCACCCCAAAUCUCGCCGUCUCCACCUCCUGAGUUCACCGUCAGACGCGUUCUGCUCUGGUCUUUUUAGAAACACAGGAGCUCCUCGCCAUCAGAACUCCUCUGAGGGGGUGCCGGAACGAACGCAUGGCAGCAUCUUCAUUCCCUCAGAUCCUCUUUUCUGUUUCUCUCAUUUCCCGGAUGUUUCCUCAAACGUCGGUCGGUCGGUCGGGCAGGAAGCCCCGCCCCCUCGGGGAGCAGGUUGGAGUUGGGUUGCAGGGAAAGGUCGUCCACUUUCUUUAUGUAGCCUCUCAGCUGUCGGCUUAGACUGUAGUGAAGAUAUUUGUACCUUUGCCUUAAAUCGAGCUUGCUUAGACGAGGGAUCGCUUCGUUCUCCGCCUCCCCUUUAAGAUCCGCCCCCUGUCCUGCUGCGGCGGUGGACGGCGAGUAGCAUGCAUCUGCUCUGACGACCACAAUGACUGAAUCAUUCACUUUUUUUGGUGGUUUCUGGGAAGAUGAGGGUUCAUCCGAUUGGUCCCUGUCACUCAGAAACCUCCUGAGGCUUUUUAAGGUGAUUUAACCCCGCCCCCUUCCCUGUAGCGGUCUCAGAUUUCAUGCAAGCCUUAACUAAAAGCGUCUUUUUUUUGCAAAAGCGUAGAUGCAAAGCCAUGAGUGUGAUGGGUUAGUGGCUGACGCGCUCGUCUGUUCAGAACCUGCUAGAAGAAAGUUGAGGAAUUCUCCGGAACGUGUCCGUUUGGUUUCAGCAGAACCGCCCAGAUCCGCCUCGUUCUGGGAAUGUCACCUUUUUUUUUUUUUUUUGAUUGAUCGGCAUCACUUCAGACACCCAAACUCCUCAACCAUCCGUCGUCUGCAUCCGCUUUUCUUUUCUACAGCUAUUUUUAUGUUCAACUUAAAACACUUGAUUAUAUUAAAGGAUUUGAUCACAAAGC
This is a messenger RNA of Oryzias melastigma (Indian medaka), 2592 nucleotides long. RefSeq names its product 1-acylglycerol-3-phosphate O-acyltransferase 3 (gene agpat3). The record is from RefSeq and is a predicted model, not a curated record. Gene Ontology annotation, cellular component: endoplasmic reticulum; endomembrane system. Gene Ontology annotation, molecular function: 1-acylglycerol-3-phosphate O-acyltransferase activity. NCBI's taxonomy places the organism in Eukaryota, Metazoa, Chordata, Actinopteri, Beloniformes, Adrianichthyidae.